GUCGAGCAAAAACCCAAUGCGAAACAACCCUGUCUUGCGAAAUUAUUUCGACGCGACGCGAGUGGAGAAAAACAAUCCAAUUUUUUGUGAAACCGAGAUUUAUCGUGGGCAGUUAGCAGCUAAUCCGUUGUGAAGGGCACCAGGCGAAACGGGCGCCACCAGAUGAGCAGCACGUGAACGAUGGCGUUGAACAAGAGGAAUAGCUCGCACUCGGACGCAGUGUCGGGUUCCGAGGUGGAUUAUAAGUUUUCGUGUCGCUGCUGCUUGAAAACGGACGCGGAGUACCUAAAACUAGACUCGGUGGCGAUGGCGCGCAGCCUUGAUCCCGCGGAUGCGGGGGACAAGAUCCCGCUCCUUCGAUGCCUGCUCUUCUGCGUGGGCGCUGAAAAUGCUCCGGAGCUUCCGCAGUUAAUCUGCAUUGAGUGUAGCAAGAGCCUGCAGGUGGCCUACUACUUCCUGAAGAAUGCACUGCGUGCCCAUGAGAUUCUGUGCAGGAAACUGUGUUCCAAGGGUCAGAGAAGACCUAAUGGCUCCUUGGGCCAGGAGCCAGAGAAGGGGCCGGCAAAGCCAGUCGCUAAAGAGCCUGAGACACUGAAGACAAUGCGGCACGAGUGCCAGGUGUGCGGAGUGGUGGUCUACAAUCGCCUAGAGCUUAAGCAGCACAUACGCCAGCAUGCAGAGGGCAUCUCUUACAACUGCAAGUUGUGCAUCUUCACCACGCUGAAACAGCGCGUUCUACUGGAACACUAUAUGACCUUUCACGGUCUGUCCAUUGGCCAGGCGGACGAACAUAUUAAGUCGAAGGAAUCGCCAGCGCCCAUUAAUGAAGAACCCAAACCGGUGUGCACGCUGGAGGACAUGGAAUUGCUAAUUCCCACUGUGCUGGCCCCCGAUGACUACGUGCAGCCACAGCCGCAGAUCGAUGCAGACCAGCUGCGGGACAUCGAGCAGCAGCUGGCCGUCAGCAUGGGUGAGGCGGGGCCCGGAGUGGACACCCUCACCUCCACCUUGCCACCCAUGGAUACGCCCAAUGUGAGCAUCGGCACCGAGUACCUCGUCCUGCCCGAUGGCACACUGCAGCAGGUCAACGGAAGCGGCGUGGUCAUAGAGUAUAUUGACGAUAGCAAGCCGAACAAUCCCUCCAAUGUUAAUAUUAGCCUGCAAAAGCUUCUGUCCGGCGAUGACGCAAACGAGCCAAUGGAUAUCGAUGUCAACGAGCUAAUCGUGGAGGAAGUUAUGCCGCAGAUAAGAGUCAAGCCAAAGCCAACCGUUGGCGGAUCUCACAUCUACAAGCACAAGUGCAAGCUGUGUCCCAAAACAUUCUCAACAAUUCCGCGAUUAAAAUCUCACCAGUUGACCCAUAGCAAUUUGCCCAAGUUCUUCUGUGACCAGUGCGAUUUCUACUCGCUGCGGAGCGCCGAUCUCAUCCAGCACUACAAAAUGGUUCACCAUCGGUUGGAUGAGAACGGAAAGAUCAUCAAGGACCCGGCGCCGGUAGAGCAGACCGGCGUGUUCUCGUGCGACAUGUGUCUCUUUGAGACGCGCACGCCCACUCAGCUGAGGAAUCACUACACCGAAUCCCACACGAUCCAGCCCACAGAGGUACAGCUGCGUCCCAGCUGGUCGGGCGAGGUGGGAGCCGGCACUGUCCAUGAGGCACCGAUUGUAGUGGCCACCAAUGAGCUGCCGCCGGCUAGGAAAUCAGAUCACACCGACAUCCAAGUGGGCAUUAAAUAUCCACCAGUUGAUCUAGGUCAGCCACUUGUUGCUGAUCCGUCAGUUGUUGCGGCAGCGCAGGUGGAAGUGCAGCAACCAGCGGCUAUGCCCACCAUAUCGACGACGAUUCCUCAAACAAGCAGCAUUAACAUGGUGGUAGAUGCCACGCCGCUCUUCUAUGCGCCGACCUCCAGUUCCACGGUCGUAACACAUUCGUUACCAGAGACAACGGUGGGGGAAUCCACCGGCGGAACCGACAGCAAUGCAUUUGGAAUUUUUCCAGAAAUCCCAGAGACCAAUCUUCCAGCGAACGAAUCCGUUCAGCAAAUGCCAUCCGCCAAUACGUCCAACAUCUCGAUGUUUGGCGACAUGCAGGAUUUCAUUGACAACACCGAUGUGGCCGCCAUAUGCACUAUACCGGCGGAUGAUAUGCCCGUGGUGGAUGGUGAUGAUAUUGUGAUCGAUAACAAUAAUAUGAGUAUUGAUUUUGAUGCCGAGAAUCUGUUCGAGGACUUCGAGGAGGAGGACGAUGCGGUGGGCGAAGAGGAGGGGGAGGAGGAGGAGGAAGAGGAGGAUGCCGACAACGAUGACGAAAAUGACAACAAUGAUGCUGCAACGGAUCAGAAUUUGCUAUUGACCAGCGACGACGAUGAUGUGGACGACUUCGAUGACGAGCAAUCGAAGCAUCUGCAGAAGCCCUACUGCAUUUACUGCAACAAGAAGUUUACCAGCCAGUACAAAUUCGAAAACCACAUGUUUGUGCAUCGGGGCCUAGCUCCCUAUCGCUGCGAGCUGUGCACCAAUCUCUACAACAUGAAGCGACUGCUCAUCAGGCACUACAAAACCGUGCACAAGCGAAUGCCCACAAGAGACAUGGUCCAGGCCAAGGGCGAUAAGGUGUCCGUGCCCCGAACCAACAUUGAGACGCUCUGCGUUGGCAGUGUCAAGAAACCCAUGCUCAUGUGUGCAAAAUGUCCGUUUGAGUGCGAAUUAGAUGCGGACAUGCGAAAGCAUUUGAAUGCCCACCACGGCAUCAAUGAUGGUGUGUCUGUGCAUGCCAACGAGGUGUUUAUUAUACGCAAAUUACCCUUCGAGUGCCCACGCUGCAUUCGAUCGUUUGCGGCAAAGAGCACUCUCAGCCGCCAUCUGCAGCGCAGUCACCUGGUGGACACAAUUAUUGAGACGCAAUCGCCGAAUUCGGCGGCCACCACCACAGCCACAGAAAACCCGGCCGUAGAGGAUGGCAAACUCAAUCUGAUGAUGCCGACGGACGGUGGGGCUGAGAGAAUGACGAUGGCUGACUCAGAAGGCAAUGGCGGUGGCAAUGAAGGUGGAGGCAGAGAUGAUGGAUCAGCAUUAAGAAUGGAGCCGGCAGUGCCAGAGGAAGAACUCGAUCCAGUGACACUGGACGCAGCCACAGCGGUGACGACAACAGCAAUUGCGGCAGCAAUAUCAGCGGCAGCAGCAGCGGAAGCUUCAUCCUCCGGAUCACCCACCACAACCACAGCCUCAUCGUCAGCCAACCCCUUCCCCACAUUUGACAUGUAUUACGACAUCAUGGGGGACGCGACCCAGCAGUCGACGCCAAAUCUCCAUGCCAUUUCCAAAGUCACCAGCACGGAUGCUUCAUCGCUCAACGGGAGCGACAAACUGCUAGACACCUCCGCCGCUCUGGCUGCAUUGCCAUCGAAGGCGCUGCGCUCCAAUUCCCGUCUGCCCCGCGGUCCCGUUUACGUGUGCAAGCUGUGCACCAAGGCCUUCGACGAGCUGGGCAAGUUGGUCAAGCACGAGAUGGAGAUGCACUCCAAUACGGAGCGGGCGCGGUGGGGCUUCCAGCACAAGUGUGCCAUUUGCAAUACCUCCUACCGCACGCUGACGCUGCUCAAGUUCCACAUGAAGCGGCACGUCCAUCGGAAGCCCUGCAAGCUGUGCCCCAAAACCUUUGUCACGAACGUUGAGCUGGAGCGGCACACGAAGGCCAAACACAACAAGGACAAGACGAUACGGUGUUCGUUUGAAGGCUGCCAUAUGAUGUUCGCCUUCAAACACCAUAUGGUUCGCCAUCAGAACACCACCCACCGGAGUACGGCCCCCCGGCACGUAUGCCCUGUUUGCAACAAGGUACAAGUGAACAGUGUGCAUUUGAGAAAUCACAUGAGCGAGCACAAGGACGCGCUAACGUAUAAAUGUCCAGAGUGCGAUCGCACCUAUUUGCGGCGUGGAAGACUUCAAACCCAUAUUCUCAAGAUCCACAAUAUCCGUCUAAACGACGAAGAAAUAGGUACUCUCUCUUCAGUUGGUGGCAGUUCUAACAAUCCGCUCGACGACGAAAAGGAAAGCGAGGAGGAGACCGCAACAGAUGCCGCAGCCAACAAUUCCAAGGUUCCAAGUGCCGAGCAUGUCUGUCGGUGGACCGAAAAAACCGUUCAACUGAGCGCCGAGAUUCCGAAUCUGCAGAAGUCCCGCACCUACGCCCAGAGUCUGAAGCAGUGCACCAACCUGGACCUGCGUGUGAUCAGUCCCGGUGGCUACCUGUGGCCCAUGCAGAUCUGCGUGCGCUGCUGCCGCGCCUUGGAGGUGGCCAUGCACUUCGUGGAGAUGGCCCUGGAAUCGAAUCUCAAGCUGUAUGCCGAGGCCCAGAGCGUGAAGCUGCCCAGUCCCACCGGCGAACUGAAGCGCAAGGCCAGCAGCGAGACGCUCCACUGGAAUCAGUUUAGCCAGGAGUUCGAGCAGUUCGUCGAGGGCUACGAGGGUGUGACGACGGGACCCAUCGAGGAGAAUGUCCUGUACAUGCGAGGAGCGAAGGUGCCCCGACUGGAUGUCGAUGCGGCGAAUAGCAAGAAAACGCCCAAAGAAGAUGAAGUCAUCCUUUUCGAUGUCAAGUACGACACCAACGAUCUGGAGGAAGAAGACGAGAACGACGGCUCGGAUGCCAAGAACAAUGAGACUUUCUUUGAGAGCAGUAUUACGUCUGGAGAUGCAGCUAUUGCCGCCACAGUGCACAGCAGCAAAAACGGCGAGAAUAAUAACAACUAUAAUUUCAAUAACAAAAACGGAGAUAUUUUGGAUGUCGAGUGCGAUCUUAUACAACGCGCUCUAUAUAUGACACUAAACGAUGAAGGCAGCAGUCAAAGUCCGAGAGAGGAGAGGCCCAACAAUGAAAACCAUUUAAAAGCCGCUGGGGGAGAUGGUCCUUUGCCACCAUUGGUUCAGGAAGCCACGACUAGCAGCAUGGUGGCAAACAUACCACUUCUGAAAUGCAAUAUUUGCCAAUAUACGCAUACCGAUGCGGAGCAGCUAAGAAAUCAUUACAAAAGUAUUCACAAAAUAUCUAUGGCCGAAGAUGAAAUAAUUGGACUAAACAAAAAUCAAAAUUUCAAGUGCCGACCUUGCAAUAGUUAUGAGACGAAAGACAGGAAUGAAAUGCAGAAACAUCUCAUAGACCACCAUAAAAUAGAUGGGGAUUUUGAAAUGUACUGCUAUAUGCAGGCAAAUUGCCCAGCCUGUGACAGGAUAUUCAAGGAUCAGCGGUCGGCUAGGAAGCAUUACACAAGGGUGCACACUCCGGUGCAGGUAGUGGUGUCGCCCACGGAGACAUACGCUUGCAAGGUCUGCGAAAAGGUGUUCAACCAGAAGGCCAGCCUACAUAGCCACCAGCGAUUCUGUCAGGUGAAGGAUUUUGUCCACUGCACCUUCUGCGAUCAGGAGUUCGGCAGCAUGCGAAAGUAUGAACUCCAUCUGCAGCAACAGCAUGCCGUGGAAACUCUGCACGAGUGUGAGAUUUGCCACAGGAGCUUCAAGAGCGCCGACACCCUGGCCAUGCAUCGAAAGCGGCAUUCUGAGCGGCACUUUCAGUGCGACAAGUGCUCGCUGAAUUACGUUAACUCAGCGGAGUUGCGGGUGCACUACGAACGGGCCCACGUGAACGAGGAGCAGGUGAGCUGCCUUACCUGCGGCAGCCAGUUUCAAAACGUGACCCUGAUGCGCGAGCACGAGCAGAGGAGUCACCAAAAGCCUAAGGUCUGGCGCUGUGAGGUGUGCAACUUUGAGACGAAGAACAGGUGGCAAAGGCGUCAGCAUCAGUACGAGCACAAGGAAUACCCGUACAAGUGCCAGAACUGCACCGGCGAGUUUGCUGAUCGCAGCAAAUUCCGGCAACAUUCCAAAAAGGUGCAUGGCAUCGAGCUCAGCGACGAGCGGCUGGCCGAGAUGUUUCGCGAGAAGAAGGGCUACACCAAUCGGCACGAUGCAUUCAACAGGUCGAACAACUCUCUGGAGAUUCCCGGCUUCACGGAGGACUGCUUCACGGAGUUGAAGAGUCUGGGCGUGGACUACGACGACAUAACCACAGAUCUCUUCGCGAGCUCCACCGCCCUGGACAACCUGCUUGACCUGAUACCCUAAAGCGAGCGCCAAUCCAUCAACCUGCAUAGAAUUUAUAAAUUCAAACGGCACGAAUAAUAGCUGAUGAGAGCUAGAAGACUGUCUGCAUUUUACAAAUCAACCUAACCGACAAUGCAUUAUACAUAUAUCAAACCUUUUCAGUUCGGACAACUUUUUUGCUCAGAGAACUCAGACCAAAACGUACAUUUUACAUGUAUCCACAGUGAAACCAUGAUAUUUUUGAAGUCACAAUCUCAAUAAACAAGAAAAGGAAACCAGCGUUUCUGAAGCGCACAAAA
Messenger RNA from Drosophila gunungcola (fruit fly), 6398 nucleotides. RefSeq lists its product as uncharacterized. The transcript is spliced from 19 exons. Gene Ontology annotation, molecular function: DNA-binding transcription factor activity, RNA polymerase II-specific; zinc ion binding; RNA polymerase II transcription regulatory region sequence-specific DNA binding. Bases 181 to 6120 code for a protein of 1979 amino acids. Gene Ontology annotation, cellular component: nucleus. NCBI's taxonomy places the organism in Eukaryota, Metazoa, Arthropoda, Insecta, Diptera, Drosophilidae. The record is from RefSeq and is a predicted model, not a curated record. Gene Ontology annotation, biological process: regulation of transcription by RNA polymerase II.